UUUGAGCCUUCGGACGGCUGGUUUCAAAUUUCUUAAAAAUAUGUUACUCUGACAAGUGCUGCACACAUUCAUUUCCGUCGCAUGGCUGGUGAACGAGUCACUCGAAACGUCUUCUUUUCCUACCCCAUCGAGCAACUGCCAUCUGUUCGCCGCACCGAUAGAAAUCCCGCUCGCACAGCUCCCGCAAUGACUUGUGUUGCACAUGCAGUAUACCAUCCAGAACAAACGGCACGAUCGUUGGAUCUGCAAGAGGACAGAAGGAAUCGAUACAGCUGUCCCACAGCUCGUGCGAUCGCUUGAUAGUGUCGUCGGACGGGCGUCUGUGCAAGGUCGGGCUGUGCGAGGGCUGUUGACCUAUCGAUGGGAGGUGAGGGAUGAGGGGAAGAAAGGCAUUGGAGCAAGCGUAAGGGAUAUCAUGCCCCUCCCUGGGACAAUCGGAAGUGGGGGGGCCAUCGGACGGGCGCCUAUUGAGGGUCGGGCUAUGCAGUGGCGGUUGGCCUGUCAAUGGGAGAUGAGGGGGAUAAAGUCAUUGAUGCAAGCGUGAGGGGACACAAUGCGUCCGGGGUAAUUGGACGCAGGCGGGCGGACGAGAAACACAUUAGCGCGAUCUCAUGCGAGGCGGGGGGCUGGACGUGGGCCGAGGGAUGCGUGGUCUGAUCCUGAGCUGUUGCACAGUCCGUCCUGUUACACCAUCUGCCGCUGUGUCGUGCGUGUACUUCAUGUUGCGGGCGCGCCCUUACAGCAACGGGUGCUGCCGACGGCCUGGUCCCUCGUGUCGGAGUAUUAGGGUCUACAGCUUUAUGCCAAGCUGAUGAGUCAAGGCAGUGCAUCAAACGGCUGGCGCGUUUCUUUUUGGAAGGCCGCACAGCCCGUGCCGCGUGUCGAAGCGAGGCGGGGGCAAUGCUUAUAAGCACAGCCCAACUGACGCAGCCGGUCGUGACUCUCCACCCCAUGGCUCUCCCACUCCCUCGCUCCGAGUGCAUCGAGAUAACCGAGGAUGACCCUCUCGAAAGCAACCUCUGGUUCCCAGCUCAGGAUGAUCCACAGCCGUUCGAGUUGUCGUCUGAGCAGUCGUUUGCGCACGCAGAGAACAGUUCAUGCGAUAAGCACUUGUCGAUCAAUAUGGAGGAUGCAUGGAGGACGGCCCCGACGCUCAGCAUUACGAACGCGGAGCCAGACUAUUCGAACUUCAACAAGUACUGCUUUCGAAAUCCUUCGUCAGGCGCUAGCUCACCCAUCAGUCCAAUGAGUCCUGCGUCCACCUACUCUUCAGUGUUUCCUGAGGACUUUCCUUCCGACAACGAAUCGCGGUACAAACAGGGUUUUUCAAGCUAUCCCCCGUCGCCUGUUACGCCAUCCCUCUUACUAUCCGGCUUCAGGGACCUCGAGUUGAACCAAUCCUAUGCGGGCGACCAAGUGAUCAUCCAAGACGAUCUCGCCGAUCAUGGCCGUGCACGAAGCUACAGCUCAUCGGGGAACGCUGUCGCCCCCGGCGAGACCUGGGGCGCUGACAAUGGUCUGGUCCGCGGGCGUGCGGCGUCGUUCAGUGGGCCGUUCGUUUCAGCUGGAACUUCCUCGGAGUCGUACCCUGUCCACGUCGAACAGUUUCCCCCCAGUCUUUCCAUCGAAAUUUCGAGCAUGGACCCUGCCCAGGAGCUGGGCACAUCCGUUGCGUGGGGAUCCCCGUCCUUUUCGCCAUCCGAGAGCAGCGAUGGCGGAUUCAGCCCGGGGUCUAGCAGUCCGCUGUCAGAAUGGAUGUUUCCCGCGGGUGAACGGUCCAUGCAGACUCAAUUCCUCGCCGUCCCCGGUAUGCACCGGCGAUCUUCGACCCGACACAACCGAAGGCAUUCGGACACCACUUCCUUAGGGGUACCGGAAGUGGACGCCGGUUUCGGCCGAGGACGGGGCAUACAUCGUGUUACUCAGAGCGUCUCCGGUCCACAUCGCAGUGCGAGCAGUGCGAGCAGUGUCAGCUCCUAUGCGAGCUCUCGCGACCCCUCCCCAGUUUCCUUUGAUUACCCCUCUCCCAGCGAGGCACUUGUCCCCGGUCUUUCGUUUGACUUUUCGGACCCACAUACCGACAAUGAAUGUGAGACAGUCGGGAAUGUGUCCUCCCUCGCACGACGCAAGACCUUCACCACGAUCCGCAACUCCAGCGAAGUUCUUUCUGUCGACCCCCAUCUGGUACAGCACGGGACCACACGCUCCCGGAACAGGGACUCCUCUCUCGGUGUCUUCCGGGCUGCAUCAUCUUCCACGGCCUCCGAGAGUAUUGAUGGUCAAACUGUCGGCGGAUCCCAGUCCGAGUUCCAAGUCGUGACCGCCCCACCGUCACCAGGCAGGAAAUUCAAGAAGGAGGUCGCCUCGACAAAGAUCCGGAGCGCCUCUGCCGCCCGUCGCAUGAACAAGGCUGUCUUCAACUGCACAGUGCCAGGCUGCCCCUCGACCUUCACAGCUCGUCACAAUCUCAAGAACCACAUGAAUUCUCACCAGAACAACCGCCCGUUCGUGUGUCCUGGAUGCUCGUUCUCCUUCACCACACAGGGAGUCAUGAAUCGUCACGUCAAGAAAUGCCGCCACUGAUCCUUCGCUAUAUUGUAUUAAUCUGUCUUGUAGACCAUCACUCCGUCGUCAUCCCGAAUCCAAUUUCUGUAUCGAUAUACCUCUCUCGCAUCUCUCUCGAUCUUUGCUACCUACUAGCUUUGAAUUAUACCUAAUGCUGCUUUGCGUAGAAUACCCCACGAAUGUCGUUUUCUCCUAGUCACGUGCGAACCCUCCGCUCAUCACGUGUACAUCCUCCGCUCGGAGGUCACACGUCGCAUUGACUUCGGCUUGCCCAAUGUCGCGCCGCCUACACUUUCACAGCCCUGAAUCCACUUGUAAACUCAAUUGUGAAGAUUUUUUAGCGACAUCGGCGGUUCCAUUCCAUGUUCAAUGGACCAAAGCGAGUGUCCAUCGACCGCCUGGUCCAAUUACACACUGGGGGAACUGUCAUGACCGGCCCUGAAAUCUGACGCAGCACAGGAUGGGAGACGAGUUCAUUCAAAGUAGUCGACGACAUUGUAGACUGCAUCCGUACGAUUGUUCCGUGCCUGAACGAUCUGUCUUGUGAACGAGCUAAGGGGACAGUAACUAAGCUGGAUCAACAAAAGACAGAGAAAGACAGGACGUACCUGACUCUCGCACAACGAGCCGCACCACUCACAAAUGCAGACGCUCCGAUGCCAACGAGCUUAUCGACGAUGGCUCUCACACCCGGAUCGUCCAAGAUGUCCGGCUCCCACAUCACAUGGUCGACGCGCAAGCCAUCCAGUCGCGCCUGCGUCAACUCGGCCACGGUCCAGUCCUCGAGCAGGCCACCCUCAGCGAAAGCGUCCCCGAGAAUACCCAUGGCCGCUGCGUGGAGGCGACCAACGUCGCGGAACGUUCCGGACUUUGAGACGAGAGCCAUAGAAUCGUGAUCUUGCUCGUCCAGAGUAGAGCGGAUGGGAAAGGGGUAGUCGCUAGCGAGCCAGACAGUCUGCAUCGGAAGGCCAGCGAGGAGGUCGACAGCAGCGUGAGCGCAAUGGACGAGACCUGCAGGUGGGACACCUUCCAUGCGCCAGUGCAUCAUGACAUAAGGCGACGAAGGCGCCAGAGCGGCAGCAAGCUGAUGCAGGUGAGAGGCAUAUGUGAGCGGAUGUGCGACUUGAGGGAAUAUUGGAUGCCGCAGAUCCCAGGAAAGCACGAGGACACUUGCGUCCAGUGAAAGGGCUUGAAUGACUUCAGUUGGGUCAGCAGACGCUUUGAUGUUGACUUGCAGCGCUGAAUCAUCCUCUAGACGCAGCAAACGGCGAGUCCGCUCGAAGCAAGGAGGAAACCCAUGCUCUGUCGAGCUCUCAUGCACGACUUCAACCGUGGCUUGGUCCCUUCCCUCCGCUUGUGCAAACGAGACGACUCGCCCAGUUGGAUUCUCUAUCUCCAGCCAUCUUUUGAACAUAUCGGGCUUGAUCACACCUUCCGCAGGCAGCUCAUAGUACACUUCAAAGUUCCACCGGAAGCAUGCCCCCACGCGGCUUUUACCAACGUUUGGCAGCACGACCGUCCUGUUCAACGCCCGCCCAAGCUCCAAGAUCUGCUCCAGAUGGAUGUGCGCCUUGGACUCUUGCUCGGCCACGCGCAGCACAAAGAGGAACUGGUCGCAGUCGACACAGCGCAAAUCUUGAGGGGCGAGGUGCACAGGCUUGACUUCGGGUAUGCGCGUCACGAGGGGGGGCCAGGGACCCGGCUUGCUGUGGUCUCGUGCGUAGUAGGUCGCCCGUUCGUCUGGAUCUCGUUCGGUUUCGAGGUCGGCCAGGACGUCCAGAAUUGCACGAUCGACGUAGGGGCUCUUGCGGAGGCUCUUGAGGCGCUCCGUUAUAUCCCGGGAGCUUGAAGCAGUGGGAGAGGUGGGACGGAGGAGAUACAGCACGGCGAGGAGACCCAGUAGACAGAAAAAAGUGCGCUUGCGUAUUCUUGAGGUCCGGCGGAAUGGUGGAUAUGAGUGCGAGGUUGACGGUUUGAAUUCGGUGAUUUUAGGCGGCUUGUGUGACAGAGGGUCAAACGGCGGCAGAUUCGGAAUGCUGGCGCUUCGGGUUCUCGAUCUGAGCAUGAGGGGAGGAAGCAGGACGCCAAUCGGAAAUCCGGCAUAUCGAGCACUGCCACUGGCCACGGCAGAUCACGUGGAUUGUUGAUUGCGGCGAUCCGACUGGCUCCGAAGAUCGCUCAUCUUUGCACUGGCACUUCUUCUCAGAGGGCUACUUCGCCGCUCGAGUUGCCGACUGCAUUGAAGCUCGACGAAUCAAACUGAUUUCAUCAAUGCGGAUAUAAUCCUGUAUGUAUCGUGGGUGAAUUCCAUCUGAACUCAGGCCAAGAAGUUUGCUAAGUUGAUACUUCGACGGGGAAUUCGGCAAUUCUUCCGCAUGCUCUGGUAACUGAGACUCCCAAUCCAGCAUUCGAACGGCUAAACUCACACUUUUUCAUCAUCUCCUCUUACUCAGCGGUUUCGAUGCGGCGGGGACCCAGUACUUAACGCGACCGCGCAGGCAGGGAUCGGAACCCACCAGUCGUCAUCUGAAUGUCUACGCCACCAAGUCCAUUGAGAAUCUCCAUCGUCGGCGCCGGGAUCGGAGGACUCUCCGCUGCCAUUGCCUUUCGUCAGAAUGGGCACAUCACUGAGGUGUUCGAACGCUCGGAGACGGACGCCGAGCUCGGAGCAGCGCUAGGCGUGCAGGCGAAUGCCAUGCGUGUUUUGAACCAAUUCGGGAUAAACCGGGAGAGCUUGAAGCCGGCUUAUCUUCGUGGGGUGAGAAUCUCGACUGCUAUCUCUGCUUACGACUGAGUCUCCUCAUUAGCUCGUGGGGUUCAAUCCCAUCACUGGGGAGAGCCGGGAGCUUCGAUUUGUGCCGGAAGAUGCAGCUCCAUCUCCAACUGACCAUCUACUAGUCCAUCGCAGUGACUUGCACGAGGAGCUCAAGCGAAUUGCCCUGUCCCCAGAUGGGAAUGGGCCUCCCGUGCUUAUUAGACUGGGCUGCAAAGUCGUCUCGUGUGAGCCCGAAGCAGGCGUCGUCGUCCUCGACUCGGGCGAGACGGUAUCCGCGGAUCUGGUCAUCGGGGCAGAUGGUCUGCAGUCGGUCAUUCGGUCUCACGUCCUGGGCUAUACCCAAGAUGCGGAACCAACAGGCUACGCUUGCUGCCGCAGUGUUUUCGAUGCCGCUCCGAUGAAGGACGACCCUGACUUUGACUGGGUCACGAAGGGUGUUGCGGGUGUCCGGUCCGUACCGUGGAAAGGAGCACCAUUUCGCAUGAUAUUCUGCUAUCCCUGUCGAAACGGGGAAUUGCUCAACUGUGUCCACUUCUACCAGGAAUCUGACGAAGACAAACAAAAACUUACGAGCCGCACAAUCACUCCAGCUGAGGUCCUUCCUAAGUUUGCAGGCGCUGAUCCGAAAUUCCUCCGUCUGUUCGACUUGCCAAAUCACAACGCCGAGCACUACCGGUGGCGGCUCCGCGCAAUGCCCAUUCUGCCCACCUGGUUCAACGGCCGCACCGCGAUAAUCGGCGACGCAGCCCAUGCCAUUCUACCUUUCAUGGCCCAGGGAGCCGCGAUGGCUAUCGAGGACGGAGCAGUCCUCGCCGGACUCCUUCCCCUCGGGACCACGCGCGAGCAGAUCCCCGCCCGGCUCGUCGCAUGGCUGGAUAUCCGGAAACCGAGGGCAGACUUUGUGAACAGAACUUCUGUGGCUCAGAUCCAGGCUAUCAUGGAUGGAAACCAAGGCGCUGCGCAUUCCGCAGAAGCACGUGAAGAUCUCAUGUCGUAUGAUGCCUUGCAGGCCGGGAAGGACGCUUAUCAGAGACUGUUUGCUUGAAUGGAGAGGGACAGACGGAGAUAGUCCAAUUGUCUCCAGCGUUUGAGUAUUACUGCCAUGGUCUCACCUUCCCAGACUAUCAGAUUUUGCAUUUUAUAACCCGUUUAAGUGACCGCUCUCAAGCAAGAUUUCAUAUCGCAACUGAGCCUCGUCCUCAACCGCGGCUUGAUAUUCGGAAACCUGUUCGGAUCCGUGGGAGUGAGUUAGAGCUGUUAAAUGGACGCUUUGCGCCAGACUUUCCUUCCGCUAUCUUUCCAACAUGUCCCAUGUGAGCAACAUCGACCGGCCAGAACGUUUGAGCUGCCCGCAGGACUGCGACAGCCGUCGCCUAGUACUUAAGCCACCACCCGUUCGCUUGCAUUUCCUCAUUGUGGGAUGUGGAUUGGGCGGCCUUGCUGCAGCUUACUGUCUCGGCCGCGCGGGACAUUCGGUAUCGGUGUUCGAGAGCGCCACACGGCUCCAGCAAGUCGGAGCUGGAAUCCAGAUUAGUCCCAACUCCAGUCGGCUGCUCAUUCGAUGGGGAUUGGGCGAGGAGCUGAGGAAGGCUUCCGUCAAGCCUGAAUCGAUCACUUUCCGACGCUACAACAGCGGCGAGCGUAUUGGAUACACGAGAUGGGGAGACACGAUGGACAGUAACUAUGGCGCUCCGUACUAUCACAUCCACCGCGCGGACUUGCUCGACAUGCUCUUCAAGCUCGCGGCCCCGCACAUGACGCUCUUCACGAACAGCCGCGUCGUUGCGGUCGAUCCCGCGCAAGGCCAGAUCAAGCUCCAGUCCGGCGAGACGGUCCGCGGCGACGUGGUGCUCGGCGCGGACGGCCUGAAGAGCAUGGUGCGCGAGGUCAUCGUCGGGCGCCCGGACAAGCCGCUCCCCACCGGCGACGCAGCCUACCGGGUGGUGAUCCCGACAGCCAGAAUGAUGGCGGAUCCCGAUUUGGCAUCAUUGGUUGAGUAUCCGGAGAUGACCGGCUGGCUCGGGCCCGGCCGGCAUAUCAUGGCCUACUGCAUUGUACGCCGCCUGCGGGCUUGCCCUGAAUGGCUCUCGCUCAUUCAUUUUUCGUUCCGUAGCGCGCCAAGCGGGAGUUCAAUCUUGUUCUAAUCCAUCCCGCAGAUGACGAACAUGGCAUGGAGGCGUACGACAUGCCGGGGUCUGUCAGGAACAUGAGGGCCGAGUACGCGGGAUGGGAUCCUCGGUCUGUUUGCGCGUUCUCGCAUGUAAAUGGCGUAUUGAGCUCCAUUCAGCGUCCAGAAACUGCUGGAACUUGUCUCUGACGCUUUGAUCUGGCCCUUAUUCGAUCGCGAUCCUUUAGAAACUUGGGUUCAUUCCGAGGGCAACGUAGUGCUAUUGGGAGAUGCCUGUCAUCCAAUGCUUCCUUACCGCGCGCAAGGCUCUGCCAUGGCGAUAGAAGAUGCUGCAGUUCUCGGCGUACUGUUUGCUGGAGUCCGCUCGAGGGAGGACAUCCCGGCCCUUUUGAAAGGUUACCAAGACCUCCGCCACUCGCGAACGACAGACACUCAGCUCGCCUCGCGGUGGAAUCAGAAGCUAUUCCACCUUGCGGACGGUCUAGAGCAAGAGGCGCGGGACAGAUCCAUGAAGCAGAGUCUGCAUGGAGCAAGAAUGAACGCAGCCCGAGAAGACUCGCAAAUGGACGUGGGACAUUCAGUGGGUAACGCAAACGUCUGGGCUGACAGGGAGAAGAGCGAGGUCCAAUUCAGCUAUGAUGCCGAGAGCGCGGCAGAGCGUUGGCUGGAGCUCAGAGAAGCAAAGAUGGCUCAGAACUAACUUUUAAACGUUGAUCUGAGUUGGAUGCACGGAUGAUAGACUUAGACAGAAUGUAACAAGAUGAUCUGACUUGGAUUUGGACUGAGGACAACGUGCG
Molecule: messenger RNA, 8266 nt
Organism: Mycena citricolor
Lineage: Eukaryota; Fungi; Basidiomycota; Agaricomycetes; Agaricales; Mycenaceae
Source: the annotation of a GenBank genome assembly